AGAAUCAGGGCAGGCGGAAUGAAGAUAAUUACCGUUUUUCUCUUACUUCAAGCGACAUUGAUCAUUUCCUAAUCGAAAAAUGUGAGAAAUCAAUUUCGGCAGCAAUGAAUAAUUUGUAAUAAUAGUUAAUUUCUGGAUACACUGAUGCUCUCAACCGAUAUCGAGUUCUCAUUGACGGUCUCUUCUGGUUAUUCGGUGAUAACAAUUAUAUUUGAAAUUCGAUAAGAAACCUACGAAAAAAACACGUGAUUUGGAUCUGGAUUCUGGAAAUUAUUCUAUACCUUUCCGAAUGGUUAAUUAAAAACAAAAAAAAAAUACUUAUUUCUAGACAUUGGUACACCAUAAAGCUAUAACUAUAGAGCUCAGAAGAAGCAAAACCAAUAGAAUACUACCAAAUAACAAGAAAUAUUAACGAAAAUAAAUAUUGCAAUUAUUUACACCAACAAAAAAAAUUGCAGUUUGACCUUAUUAAGUUUAACCAUGACAUCAAAUGAAACUGAAUACUCUGAAGACACAAACUUGGAUAAGAAACGUAAAAGUGAAAAUGUUGAGGAAAAGGUAAAAAAGAAAAAGAAGAAAUCCAAGGGUACUGAUGAAAUCGAAACGGAAGAGCAAGUUUCUAGAACAUCUGAGUGCUCGGAAAAUAAUGUUCAAAUAAAAUCUAAAAAAGUUAAAGAAUUGCCAACAGUCAGUAUUGCUGUACCUGGAUCCAUCUUGGAUAAUGCACAAUCACCAGAAUUCAGAACUUAUUUGGCUGGCCAGAUAGCAAGAGCUGCAUGUAUUUACAAAAUUGAUGAAAUUGUUAUAUUUGACGAUGUUGGCGAACAGACAAAUGUUAUGAUAUCGAAUAAAAAAACUGAAGGUGGGUCAAAAACGUGUAAACAAUUGGCUGUAAUUUUACAAUACUUGGAAUGCCCUCAAUAUUUAAGGAGAGUUUUAUUUCCCAUACACAAUUUUUUGAAGUACACUGGAGUGUUAAACCCGCUUGAUGCACCGCAUCAUUUUCGACAAGAAGAUAAUGUACCAUUUCGAGAAGGUGUUGUAUCUACACUUCCACCUAAAAAAGGAAAAGGAUGUAAUGUCGAUGUCGGUCUUAAAAAACAUGUAUUAGUUGAUAAAUGUAUUCAACCAUAUGUAAGGGUCACAGUAAAACUACUGCCGAAAAGUGAUGAAUCUAAACGCCAAACAGGUGUUGUUGUAUCGCCAAGUACUCCAAAAAAUGAAGCCGGGCUAUAUUGGGGUUACACUGUUAGAAAUGCUGACUCAAUAAAUGAAGUAUUCACCAAAUGCCCUUAUCAUAGCGGUUACGAUUUAAAAAUUGGAACAUCUGAUAAAGGUGUUAAUGUGGAUCAGUCUGAUCAAAAACAGUUAAGUCGAUACAAGCAUGCAAUCAUUUGUUUUGGAGGUGUUCAUGGACUUGAACAAGCUUUAGAAACUGAUACAGAAAUCAAUGAAGAACAGCCUUCCAAAUUGUUUGACGUUUACUUGAAUACUUGUCCCGGUCAAGGUUCAAGGACUAUAAGAACUGAAGAAGCUAUUUUGAUAACUUUAGCAGAAUUACGUUCAAAAAUGAAACUUAAGUAAAUUACUAUCCUUCAACA
This is a messenger RNA of Adelges cooleyi (spruce gall adelgid), 1601 nucleotides long. Its product is annotated as putative methyltransferase C9orf114. The record is from RefSeq and is a predicted model, not a curated record. The coding region runs from base 481 to 1584 and encodes 367 amino acids. NCBI's taxonomy places the organism in Eukaryota, Metazoa, Arthropoda, Insecta, Hemiptera, Adelgidae. The transcript is spliced from 5 exons.